Molecule: messenger RNA, 559 nt
Organism: Odontomachus brunneus
Lineage: Eukaryota; Metazoa; Arthropoda; Insecta; Hymenoptera; Formicidae
Exons: 2
Coding region: 94-408 (104 amino acids)
Source: RefSeq, a predicted model, not a curated record
UAUGAGCAUCGUGUCAUUAAUUUUUAGACACUUUAUACAUGCAGAAUAUCUGUUUAAAAUUCUCUUCAGAUAAGAUAAAUUUAUCUCAUUUUGAUGUCGUUUCAUCGAGUCUCUAGAUAUUUCGCGAAAUAUUCUCGAACGUUCGAGAAGAUUUUAGCCAGCAUAGCAACGCGCGGCAACCGGAGUUUUUCUAUAUAUCCGGCGUUAGUCAUAUUGUCAACACCGCUUAAUUCCGCGUGUUACUGUCCUUCGCAACCAAUUGUAUUAAUAACACGCGAGGUUCAAGUGCUGACUGGCGUUUUCCUCUGGCCGAUCUGGCAGAGACUGACAAGUGCGCGAACUAGCCGGGUCGAGAUCGAUUACAACGGCGUACGCGACUGUUACAUUCGACGAGUGUUAGGGCAAUAGUGCUUUCCAAUGUACACAUAAUAAGUGCGCAACAAUGUUCAACGAUAACGAUAUUCUUGUUCAAAGUGAUAGAAUAAAGUGACACAGCUCUCUUUACGACUUAUCUUGGCAAGCAAUGCAAUUGACCUGCGCGGUACUCAAUCUCAGGAGU